Andrographis paniculata is the source of this 3460-nucleotide messenger RNA. Its product is annotated as protein JOKA2-like. Gene Ontology annotation, molecular function: protein binding; zinc ion binding. The coding region runs from base 384 to 3185 and encodes 933 amino acids. The record is from RefSeq and is a predicted model, not a curated record. Lineage: Eukaryota; Viridiplantae; Streptophyta; Magnoliopsida; Lamiales; Acanthaceae. The transcript is spliced from 8 exons.
AUAGAGUCGACGACUUUCGGCUCUGAUUUCCUUAGCGAGCAAGAAACAAGUUUUUGAUGCGAUAAAAGUUUGGGAACCGAAGGGUCGCCUCACACUCUCCAUCUACUCAGAGAUUCAUUUCGGCCGUGUGCGUGUGGGUGUGCGAUUCUGUGCAUUUCGUUUCACGGGUUUGUUGAGGGGUCGGGCAGUGUUGAAUGGGGUUUGUUGCCACGCUUUGAGUGCCGUGGAAAACCUUUGUUGAGUUGGGGCUUCUUGGCUCAAUCGGUUUGAUUUUAGGGACUGUUUGGUAUCUGUUAAACCUCUGUUGCUGUGUUUGUAAGCAGAAGACGAGGGCGUAAAGGAGGGCUUCGUUUGUGGCUUUUUACUUGAACGCGACUGUAUCGAUGGAGACUUUCUCCACUUUGGUGAUUAAGGUCAAGUAUGGGGAUGUGCUUAGGCGAUUUAAUUCCCAAAUUGUUGAUGGGGAGUUGAAACUUACCGUCGAUGGACUAAGAAAGAAGAUCAUAACCCUUUUCAACUUAGAUGUUGAUGCUCAGCUGGUGCUUACUUAUAUUGAUGAAGAUGGUGAUCUGGUCACUCUUGCUGAUGAUGAUGAUAUCCGAGAUGUAGUGAAGCAGGGCCUGAAUCCUUUGAGGAUUACUGCUAAACUGUUUGCUGCAAAAGAAGGCUCGCAGGAGACACGUUCAGCAGGAAAUUCAACUCCUUUGAGCUCACCGCCUUUGGAGACACCCAUGCCAAAUACUAAUAUCAAUGAUUCCGGACUUCUGAGGAAUUUUCAGGAGCCUUCGCGGGAAAUGCUUGUGGGUUUGGCUUCCAAGUUGGCUAAUGUGGCAUCUGCAGCCUCUUCUUCUGCUCCUGGUGGUGCUGAGCUUGUGGACCAUUACAUACGAUUGGGAUUGUCUUAUUUGGAGCGCCGGGAAUCCCAGAAUGUGAAUGCCAGCCCGUUGAUGCAAAAUGCUGAUAAUGCUUUCUCUGAGCUUCUGAGAAAUGUUCCAGAGUCUAUGCGGGGAGUGGUUGCUAAAUACGUUUCCUUGAUUACAUCUUUGGCGGAUGGAUCAUCUUCCUCAGCACCUGGUGGAACUGAGCUAUGGGAUGCAUUAAAAACGUUGAUUUUAUUGCAAUUGGAUCAGAGGUCAGGGUCCCAGCCCCAGGCUGGAGUACAGUCUAGCACACAGACUGGUGGAGUUCCUGGAAGUGAAACUGCAGCAGAAACCAAGAACCCGGAACUCAAGGAUGAUCCAGCUGACACAUUAAAGAUGCCAUCUAAUUUGAAAUCUGAGCUAGCUUCAAGAAGUGAUGGGAGCUUGGACAAACUUAAAACUGAAGCUGCCAUGGAUAAUGAGGAUGUGAAUAUCCAUAGCGCAACAGGGGGACAGGCAGAGAAUCCAUUCUUCGACUUUAAGGCUCCGCUACUUGGCUCUAGAAAUACGAACACCAUGCAACCAAGUGACAGCACAUCAGUUAAUCCUGCCCCAGCUCCAGUUCAUCCCAAAUCAGGUGGUCUCGGAGCGGAUAAUAAUAAACAUAAGGGCAAGGAAGUUGUUGGAUCUCCUUCAAAUGAGAGGUCUAAUAUGCCAGUUCACUUGCCACAUGUCUUGCAUAGUGCUGGAAAGACUGGUGGAGUUGGUAUUGUAUCUUGUGAGUUUCCUUCAGUUGCAAACAUCCUUGCUAGAGACGAGGCUAAUAGACUAAAGGAACCAAUUGGAUCUGGACAUAAUAAUGUUAUUGUCUCUGAUCCUCGUCCCACCAUGAAUGACUGUCCAUUUUCUGGAAUAUCUAUGGAGAAUGUCUCAGCUGCCCCGCAUAUCCCUGUUGUCCAACAUCCGUUUAGGAGGAGCAUGAGUCAGAAUGAUGGCACUCAGGAUGUCUUCCAUCGUGGGGUUCGAUGUGAUGGUUGUGGUAUCCAUCCUAUAAUUGGCCCUAGAUUUAAGUCGAAAGUAAAGGUGGAUUACGAUUUGUGCAGCACGUGCUUUGCUAAAAUUGGAAAUGACAGUGACUAUACCCGAAUGAAUAUUCCUAUGGCCUAUAGGGGUCAUUUUCCUUUCAAGGGAUUUGCUGGGGCUCAUGCAAGGAACCGAAGGACAAAUCCACCACAGGUUUAUAGGGGAUGUAGAGUUAAGCCAGCCGCAGCAAAGCUAGACAGUUGCUUUGUUCAAGAUGUGAAUGUAAUUGACUUCACUGUCAUGGCGCCUUCAACUCCAUUUACCAAGAUAUGGAGGAUGAGGAACAGUGGUGCAUUUGAGUGGCCCCAAGGAACACAGCUAGUGUGGAUUGGAGGAGACAAAAUGAGCAAUGCUCUGUCUGUUGAAUUAGAGAUUCCCGCCAGUCUUGUGUGGAUGAAUCAGGAGCUUGAUAUCGCCGUUGAUUUCAUUUCUCCCAAGCAGCCAGGUCGGUACAUCUCCUACUGGAGAAUGGCGACGCCAUCAGGUCAAAAGUUUGGGCAGCGUGUUUGGGUUCUCAUCCAGGUUGAUGCUUCUCUGGAAGAACCUCCACUUGAAAAUAUUCGGAACUUGAACUUGAACUUACCCCCUGCAACUGCUUGCUCUGGCCCUGAAAUUAUUAAUGUCAAUGCUGAGCCAAUUGGAGUAUACAACCAUCCUGAAUCUGAAAGCUCGAAGAGGGUUCACGAAUUACUGCUACCAAACAACGAGCAGGAAUUGAGGUUCCCCAUUAACGAUAGCUUGUUGGUUGGCAACGGGGCAUCAAGCUCUGCCUCAGAUCCAAUUUCAUAUCCCAUCAUUGAUCUCUCCGAUGUAGCAUCAGCUUUCCCAUCAGAAGCUCCCCCGGAUAUUCAGGCAGUGAAGAUGCCGUCACUCUCUGCUGCACCUGUAGAAAGUCCUCUUCGGGUGCCUAUGCCAUCAUUCUCUGCCAGACCGCCGGUUGCAAGUCCACUGCCAUCUGAAGUGAACCUGGAAAAGGAUCAAAUUGAGGACAAACUUCUGAGGGAACUCGAGGAAAUGGGAUUCAAGCAGCUCGAUUUGAACAAGGAAGCUCUGAGGAUGAAUGAGUAUAACUUGGAAGAUGCUGUGGAUCAUCUCUGUGGUGUUACUGAGUGGGACCCAAUGCUCGAGGAGCUCCAGGAGAUGGGUUUCGAUGAUAGAGAAAUGAACAAGAAGCUGCUGAUGAAGAACAAUGGGAGCAUCAAGCGCGUCGUUAUGGAUCUGAUUGCCGGCGAGACUGAUUAGUAAGAUAUAUAUAUAUAUAUGUGUUUCUGUUAAUAAUCUUUGGGUAAAUAAAAUGGGAAUCUGGAAUUGAGGAGUUUGUAAUGGUUACUAAAUAUGCUGCUGCUGCUGCUAUAACUCAAUUUCAAUUUAUUAGUCUGUGGACAAGAACAAGAACAAAUCGUGUGUUUAUCUGUGUUUCUGUUUUACUUUGUUGAUGGUUGUUUCUGUCUAUCUAUCUAUCACUGAUUUGAAAUCGACCAUUAUAAUAUUAUCAUGCCUGGACUUGGACUUGUUUC